AUGGGUGGUGCAGGAUGGCUCUUUCUCUUUGCGGUGCUGAUGGCUGCGGGGUUGUUGUUCACGAUGGUUUUCUUCAUCAUCAUGUUCUCUGAUCUGGAAUGCGACUAUAUCAAUCCUAUAGAUCUUUGUAACAAACUCAACCAAUUCGUACUCCCUGAAAACUCCGCACACGCAUUCCUCACGCUAUUAUUCCUGCUCUCGGGACAAUGGAUGGCCUUCCUUCUCAACGCACCUCUCCUCGCGUUCAACGCCAACAAGAUUCGAAACAAGAACCACAUGUAUGACGCGACGGAAAUCUUUCGGACACUAUCAGGUCAUAAGAAAGAAAGCUUCAUCAAGCUUGGAUUCUACCUUCUUUCCUUCUUUUACUACCUCUACCGGAUGAUUGUUGCGCUCAUCUCAGAGAGCGAAUGA
Heterobasidion irregulare TC 32-1 is the source of this 414-nucleotide messenger RNA. RefSeq lists its product as uncharacterized. Bases 1 to 414 code for a protein of 137 amino acids. Gene Ontology annotation, biological process: endoplasmic reticulum to Golgi vesicle-mediated transport. The record is from RefSeq and is a predicted model, not a curated record. Gene Ontology annotation, cellular component: endoplasmic reticulum membrane; COPII-coated ER to Golgi transport vesicle. The transcript is spliced from 6 exons. Lineage: Eukaryota; Fungi; Basidiomycota; Agaricomycetes; Russulales; Bondarzewiaceae.